This is a messenger RNA of Arvicanthis niloticus (Nile rat), 671 nucleotides long. Lineage: Eukaryota; Metazoa; Chordata; Mammalia; Rodentia; Muridae. The record is from RefSeq and is a predicted model, not a curated record.
GUGAACCCACAUUUCCACAUCACUCUCUAAAUGCUUCGGUUUGGAGCAAAGAAACAGGAUUUGAGGAGCUUCUAUGUUCCAGGUAAGGGCCUUCUUAAAGACAGGAAGCAGGAGAGCUCGUUCUGGCCUGCACUGAUUGGAUGCUGGAAUGAUUUGGUGGUAGCCAAAACAAAGGAUUCACAGAAAUCCUUACUCCUCAGUCAUGGGGAAAAGAUGACAUCAGGCAAAAAGACGCCGCUGUCCCAGAAAUGGAAGCAGGACCGAGUGCAGUCUCUGGAGGCAGACUACAUACCGGUGGUGGUGGAUCCUCGGGGACAGAACCCGGACACUAGCAUCAGGUUCCGUUUCUACAAGUCACAGUACUCCAACUCCCUAACUCCCUUCUACACCCUGCAGAAGCCCACCUGUGGCUACCUGUACCGAAGAGAAACCGACCACACCCGCAAACGCUUUGAUGUCCCUCCAGCAAACCUGAUCUUGUGGCGCAGCUAGGUCCAUGGCAUCUGGAAGUCCCCCCCCUGCACCUUUAUCCUAUGGUCCUGGGUCCCAGAGGGAGAUAUCAUUCAUGCCUGGAGAAGCGGUGCAUACCUGGGCUAGCUGGGUAUGCAGUGACAGCUGAGGGAGGCCUCUUUUCAAUAGCAAUAAACUUUGUCCUUUUUUUUUCUGGCACC